This is a messenger RNA of Apaloderma vittatum (bar-tailed trogon), 109 nucleotides long. RefSeq names its product reactive oxygen species modulator 1 (gene ROMO1). The record is from RefSeq and is a predicted model, not a curated record. Gene Ontology annotation, cellular component: TIM23 mitochondrial import inner membrane translocase complex. The transcript has a single exon. Gene Ontology annotation, biological process: protein insertion into mitochondrial inner membrane; protein import into mitochondrial matrix. The annotation marks the transcript as partial. NCBI's taxonomy places the organism in Eukaryota, Metazoa, Chordata, Aves, Trogoniformes, Trogonidae.
GAUUGGCAUGAGAGGACGAGAGCUGAUGGGCGGAGUUGGAAAAACGAUGAUGCAGAGCGGUGGAACGUUUGGGACAUUCAUGGCUAUCGGCAUGGGAAUCCGCUGCUAA